AUGCCAUUAGAGUCUAAUUCUAUCAGAGAGAUAGAAUUACUUGGAAAAUGUGUAGUCGCUGUUGUAAACACCGAAGAGUACAGAAAUCCAACAGUUAUCUUUAUUGGAUACGAUUUAAUAUAUAGCGUUUCUAAAAAUGUACAAAAUAUGGGAAGCCUUAUGAAAGUUCUUUCAGACGAAUGCGUGCCGCAGAUUAUCAUAAAAAGUUUGCAACAUCUAAAUGAAACAGUGAAGAAAUUUGAAGGGAAUGAUAUAUUAGUUGUUAUUUUUGUCAAUAAGUGUGAAAUUUUGAAACGGUUAGACGUUACAGUUAUUGACGCGAAAUUGAAAUAUUUAAUUAUUAUCAAUGAAGAUGAAAAUUGUAAUAUGGAUUUACAAAAAUUUGGACGAAAACUUCAACAUUAUGACGCCACAUUUAUUUCCCAGUCGGAGAAUUAUACACUUUAUAAAUUUCAGACGAUUAUUCCAGAAAUCGAUGAAAAUACUUGUGACUAUAAUGUCAAAGUGAAACUUACUACAAUUAACACUUGUCUCAAUGGAACAUUGGACAAAUCUGUGAUAUUUCCUGCUAAAGAAACAAACAAUCUGAAGGGAUGCCCGUUUAAUGUGGGAAUGGCUACAAUGUAUCCAUAUUCAAUCAUAGAAAAUAAAGAAUCCUUACGAAAUCUGCAACAAAUAAACGAAUCUCAAAUACAUGGAUCUGAUAUUGAAAUUAUCAAAAUUUUUUGUAACAACAUUAACGCAUCUUUAAACAUGUAUUAUAUAUACAGAGAAGAAGAAAGUCCAUAUUUACAUACUGAAUUUAUUUCGUACCUUUUGAACGGCAGCUUAGAUGCUUGUGCUGGAGGGCUUUACAGAGUAUAUGGAGACUCGGUUUCUUAUUCAGGACCUCCACAGACAUUUAAAACGAACGAUGAAGUUAUAGAAUCAGGUAGAAUGCCUUAUUUAAUUUACGAAACCAAAUAUUUUGUAGAAGACGCCAAGUACAUCGCUUUUGCGAAUACCUCACUAAAUUGUUCUGGAUUUCAAGACUGCGAGUGCAAGACCAUUUCUAACCAAGGACUUACCAUCACUACUGAAGGAUAUUUUUACUCUAUUCAAGCAUUCACUGCUGUUGAAAAUGAAGCUCGGUUGCUUAGGGUUCCAGAAAAUAUAAUAUUUACUUACCACGAGAUGGUUGUUCGAAAUGACAGUCCUUUUGUCAGUAAGUUUCGAAAUAUCGUAACAAGCCUUUUUGAGGCGGGCAUUUGUGAUAGACUGUACCUAGAAGAAGUUGGUUUAUUGAUUCAUGCAAAAGCUAAGAGUGCCAACGAAAAUAUUAUGGCGAAUAGUUACCAUUGCGAUUCUGGAUGUGCCAUCACAAUAGAACAAAUUGCGGGUGCAUUAUAUGUUUGGAUUUUUGGUUGUACUCUAUCCCUAAUCGUGUUUGUAACAGAAUUAAUAAACUAA
This is a messenger RNA of Parnassius apollo (apollo), 1449 nucleotides long. Lineage: Eukaryota; Metazoa; Arthropoda; Insecta; Lepidoptera; Papilionidae. The record is from the annotation of a GenBank genome assembly.